GAUCAAACGAACUAAAGUCUCUGGGAUCACUGAUUUCACAACACGUACAUUUCACGACACGUAACCAUGAAGAUACCUGAACGCCAUCUUGGAGCAACUCUUAAACUACCAACUGUUAUUCGAUUGCAAGAUAAUUGGUGUACGAGGUAUGGUAAAAUAAAUAUUAGGAGAAAUAUGGAAGAAUGAAAAGCCUAUAAAAGAUUGAUAGAAAAAUCACACAAAAAAAAGAGAAUCACAUUUCUUAAUUGCUCGAUUCUCACUGUCAAUUUUUGAUCGAAAUACAUAGAUUUUUGAAGUAUGGACAAACAUAUUGAUUUUUCAAUUGGAUAUCAAGCAGUCGAUGUAAAAUAUGUGUUUAUUUGAUGAAAAUAAAUGGAAUCACAUUGAACAAGUCCACUUGGUCGAAGAGCGUGACGUAAAUAAUAAAAUGAUUGUCAUGGUUGAACUGGACAUAAGACAGUACAAAGAAGAGGACUCUGAUGGUAGUAACGCCUAAGUAGUAGAAUCGUAUUGGAGGAAAAUAAUGUGAAGGUGCGUUUCCAACGCAUGCACAAGGCAAUGAGUAACAAAACACAAACGCGAAAGAGAAGAAACCGGAUGUGAUGCUGUAAAAAAAUAGAGAAUUUUAUGUUUAUACGGAAUAAAGGUGGAAACCAAACAAUGGAUGCCUUUUUUCUCUCUCUUUCUCUCUUUCUUUCAAGGUCUAAUGAAAGUCCGUCUUUGUUAUAAAGCACAAAGAUGGAGGAUGAAAGAAACUACUAAUUGCGAUGACGAGGUGAAUGGUUUAACGCUCGCAUUUGUUGAAAACUAUGCAUAUAAACAAACUUUCAACUUUUCUCUUCUACGAGGCUAUACAAAUGAUGUGAUAUUUCUAUAAUUAAUCCUGAAAGAGAAGAGGGCUCUUACUUGCUUCCGGCGAAAUCUAGUAUACCAUUGGAGGAGAAACAGUUAGUGGGGGUCAACGGAAGAGCCAAUAAGUCGGCUCAGAGUAUAGUAUGCAAUAGAAAAUUACUCUUUCCUGCAUAAACUGUAACCGGCGCCGGGUUUCCUAAGGAGCUCUUGUAAAGACGCGUGCAAAGUAAAUCAUUUCCGGAGCGUAAAACUUUUAUAUAUCGUCAAAAAGUUUUUUGGCGCUCAAAUUAAUCUCAAAAGAAGUUUCAUCUCGUAUCUGUAGUUAAUCAAUUACUUUGAUUGUUCUCCUACUACCUUAACGAUGGCGACGGUUGAGUGCUACCAAAACCAAGCUCAGGCUGCUUCUGAAAAUGAUCAACAAUCACAGAGCCAACAAAGUCAACCAAAUGUACAACAAAAUCAACAGCCUGCAUCACAGCCGACCGCUGGAAUUCCUGGAAAGGAUGACGAGCGUAAGCUCUUCGUCGGUGGUUUAUCAAGAAAUACCACAGACAAAGAAUUGCGUGAUCAUUUUGGUAAAUUUGGAGACAUCGAAAGCGUUACAGUGAAAAUCGAUCCGUAUACCGGCGUCUCUAGAGGAUUCGCAUUUAUGGUUUUCGCUAAUCCUAAAACCAUCGACAAAUUGUUGGCUUCUGGAGAGCAUUACAUCAACAAACGAAAGGUUGAUCCAAAAAGAGUUAGCACGAAACAACAACAUGGAAAGAUUUUUGUUGGCGGUCUUACUCCUGAAAUUACCGACGACGAUAUCAAGUCAUACUUCAGUCAAUAUGGGACUAUAGUUGAACUGCAGGCUCCAUUUGAUAAAGUAAAAAAUCAACGGAAGGGUUACUGUUUCAUAACAUUUGAUUCUAAAGAAGUUGUAUAUAAAUUACUAAAAACUCCCAAACAAACAAUAAAUGGCAAGGAAGUAGACAUUAAAAAGGUUAAAUCGAAUCCAGAUCUUAGACCACAAGGAUUUUGGGGACCAGGAUACAGUUAUGGAUAUGCUGGUGGCUAUGGUUAUAUACCGGAAUACUGUAAUGGAUAUCAAGGAGGCUAUGACGAUAUGUAUGGGAAUUAUGAUUACACUUGUUACGAUGGCUAUGAAAAUAUGGGUUAUUCCGCUCAAGGUAAACCACGAGGUAAUGGGCAAGGACCUCGUCAGUUUCAAAGACAUCAACCAUACUAAACGUCGACCAUAUUAGAAAUACACAAUCUUUACAUGUUUAUGAUCAAGUUUAAUACAAGAGCUAAGUAGGGAGGUUUACCGUUAAUAUCUAAUUGCAGUCUGACUGAAACAAGGGAACUCAGAUGGAAUAAGGUAUUAUAAAUGCCCGAUAAUCAUCUCCCUUAAAUUUCAAUAAUUUCGUACGUCAUGUCUGUACAAUAUUAGAUACCUUUAUGUAAAUUUGUUGAAAAAAAUUUUCUCACUAGUUUGGCGCAAUGAUAAAUGAUGUUAAGAAUUUAAAUGAUACGGAUGAUAAAAUUUCUAGAAAAUGCACAUUUUGCCUCCCCAUCUAUGGAUUAAAAAUAAAAAAACUAAUAUAAAAGAUGAACAAGUAUUAAUAGAAUUUGCAUCUUCUUAAAUACAAGCAAAACUAUUAAUGCCAACUAUAAUUUUACUAAAUUUGAAUAAAAAUAUUUACAAAAAUAAUCUUUCAUGAUCUAUGUUUCGACACGUAAUUAUAAAAAUUUUUUAGGUCCCUAGAAAAAAAUCAGAGGUUGAAUGACAUAUUAUCUACUUGUUACUCAUCUCUCAUACUAAUAAUACAUCUACUAAAUAAUUCUAUUUCUUUGGCUAUUCCAUAGCUAUUUCCAUAACCACUCUUUAGAAUUUUAGGUUGCAUUAUGAUAUACUCUUUAUUCUUUGCUUGGUGUUAUUUUUAUCUUAAAAAAUGAAACAAGAACUCUGUAUAGCUUGCAUUUGUUUUUUUCUUUUUCUCGGUGGUGUGAAAGUUUUUUUUAUUAAAUAUGUUUCUAUUAUAUUGCAAAUUGCCAAUUAUGGACCAAAAAUUUGCUCUCAUUAAAUCAUAUUUCUUCCUUGUAAGAUUAUUAUUCUAUAUCCAUGCUCAAUUAUAUGUAAUUGUUUAUAAACUAAAGAUAAAUCUCGUAACUUAUGUGAAAUUAUUAAUAUGUGCAUACAUGUGUGCAUAGGCAAGUUAACCUAAGUAUAUAUACUGAUAUAGGAAUUAAGUUAAAACAUUUGAAAAAUGUAUAAUUAAAAUAUAAACGUCCUGGGUAUUAAACAUAAGGAAUACUUGCGCGACGUUAAAUUACGAAUAA
This is a messenger RNA of Polistes dominula (European paper wasp), 3174 nucleotides long. RefSeq names its product RNA-binding protein squid. The record is from RefSeq and is a predicted model, not a curated record. Gene Ontology annotation, biological process: regulation of gene expression. NCBI's taxonomy places the organism in Eukaryota, Metazoa, Arthropoda, Insecta, Hymenoptera, Vespidae. Gene Ontology annotation, cellular component: chromatin; nucleoplasm. Gene Ontology annotation, molecular function: RNA binding.